This is a messenger RNA of Colletotrichum spaethianum, 816 nucleotides long. RefSeq names its product glucose N-acetyltransferase 1. Gene Ontology annotation, molecular function: glycosyltransferase activity. The transcript has a single exon. Lineage: Eukaryota; Fungi; Ascomycota; Sordariomycetes; Glomerellales; Glomerellaceae. The coding region runs from base 1 to 816 and encodes 271 amino acids. The record is from RefSeq and is a predicted model, not a curated record.
AUGAACUUCCACCGCCUGGCAUUAUUCGCUACCAGGCACGAUCAGGUCCUCAUCUUCCCCGACAAGUGGACGGAAGGAAACUCGAAAGAGGCCAAAGCCAUCAAGAAAAUCAAGCAGGAACUUCCCGACCUGGUUCUACGGCCCUUCGGCCUCCUUUCCACCCACAAAGGCAGUGCGACAUGGGCCAAGAGUAUCAACAAGCUCCACGCCUUUGACUUGACCGACUACACGCGCGUCCUGGUCUUCGACUCUGACUCGCAAGUCCUCAAGAGCAUGGAUCACUACUUCCUCGCCCCGAUGGCUGCCGUCGCCGUCCCACGCGCCUACUGGUUGAAUAAAAAGGACACGCCCGUUGUCAAGCAGGUCCUCGGCUCCCAUGUCAUGCUCAUAGAGCCAAACAAGGCGCGCUACAAGAAAAUCAUCAAGGAGGCGCGUAGGUCUGGCGACGUCGACAUGGAUGUCAUGAACCGCAUGUUCAAGGACUCAGCCAUGAUCCUACCGCAUCGACGACUUGCGCUCAUCACAGGAGAGUUCCGCGGCAAGGACCACACGAAAUACCUCGCACCCGACGACGAUGAGGAAUGGAACGCCAUGGAAGAGAUCUCGAGGUCCUACUUGGUCCACUUCAGCGACUGGCCGCUGCCGAAGCCCUGGAUGCCGCGUACAAACGCCGAGUGGCAGGCCGCCUUGCCCGAAUGCCCUAAGGAGGAUGAAGACAAGCCGGAUCGCCCGCGAUGCGCUGACCGGACAGUGUGGACAGGCAUCUACAACGAUUUCAAGGACGACAGAGAGACGUACUGCAGAGCUUGGAUAUAA